Molecule: messenger RNA, 3437 nt
Organism: Talpa occidentalis (Iberian mole)
Lineage: Eukaryota; Metazoa; Chordata; Mammalia; Eulipotyphla; Talpidae
Gene: RANBP3L
Product: RAN binding protein 3 like
Exons: 15
Coding region: 492-1946 (484 amino acids)
Biological process (GO): protein export from nucleus
Cellular component (GO): cytoplasm; nuclear pore
Molecular function (GO): GTPase activator activity
Source: RefSeq, a predicted model, not a curated record
UGUUCACUUUCAGCUGUCACGGAAGGACUCAGACCAGACUUGGAAAUCACUUAAUUUAAGUCAGUAGCACUUUUUCUUUGUGUAGGCAUUACUCUAGCAGUCCUCUCUACUUGAGGUGUUGAAUUUCAUGUCAGCAGGAUAAAGAAUUGCCAAAACUGUAAUCUGUUAGAAAUAGUUACUUUGUGGGAUGUUAUUCUAGAAGAGGGAAAGAUUCGAUGCAUUUUGAAAUGAAAGAAGAACUAAGUUUGUUUUUAUCCAAAUGAAUUGGCAUCUUUCUCUGUAGGAGAAGUUACAUUGGUAAAUAUUUAUUUCAAGAACCAUGGCUAGGAAAAACUUGGAAGUUUAUUAGAGAAGUAAAUGUUUUCCAUCCAAGGAUGGGGUCUGCAUGUUCCUCUGUGGUUCUGGGUGUCUUGUGAAGACCAUUUUAAGUGACUGGCCACGGGAAGGAAAUGCCCUGGCGACACUGGAGCCACAGCUAGACUGCUAGUACCAUGUCUACUAUACAAAGAAACAGCAGCAGCCACCUGUUUAGUUUGCACACCUGUAAGCUGAAGCUCCCCGGGGAUCAGCCACAACAAGAAAAACCUGUCAUUGCUCAACCAAUGUUUGUUUUUGAAAAGAGAGAACAAACUUUCAAGAGACCCGCAGAAGACACCCUGUAUGAAGCAGCAGAACAUGAAUGUAAUGGUUUUUCAAGAAAACGUGUUCGGUCUUCAUCUUUUACUUUGCAUACUACAGAUUCUCAGUCUCGAAGAGCAUCUACCUUGUCCCAGAAACGAAUGCGAUCCUCGUCCUUCACUGAUCUCCCCAUCUUACCCCAUUCUGGGCCAGUGAGGAAAAACAAUGUUUUUAUGACAUCAACUCUUGUGCAAAGGAAUGUUAAUAUGAAUAGGGAAGAACAAGGUCCUGUGAAGCAUUUUGAACAUUUUCUGAGACCUGCUAUAUUGCAGGCCCCUCUCACUCCAAGGGGUGAAAAAGUAAAAACAUUUAGACACGAAACAUUGGAAUCCUGCAAGACUAGAGAAAAGAUUUCUGAGAAUUCCUAUUUUCUAAGUGAAAAUUUACCAAGUGCCAGAAUUUCAGUCCAGCUCUCUCCUAACCAGAGUUUUUUAGGUGCUACAUCAGUAGGAUGUCAACCAAAUGAAGAUAAGUAUUCUUUUAAAAGCUGUAGUUCUGAUUUCGUAUUUGGAGAAAACAUGGUGGAAAGAGUUUUGGGUACGCAAAAACUUACCCAGCCUCAACUCGAAAAUGAUGUGUACACCAAGGAAAAGCCAUUCAAAUUCACUUUAAAAUUUCCUAUGGACUCUCCAAACUCACGAACAGACUCUAUUAAAAAUAUAACCUUAAUUGAAUCAGCUGCUGCUUUCUCUUCUAAACCAUCAUCAAAAUGCUUGCUGGAGAAAAUUGAGGCUAUAACAGGGGAGGAGGCAGAACAUAAUGUGCUACAGAUCAAUUGCAAGCUUUUUAUAUUCAACAAAACAACACAGUCCUGGAUUGAAAGGGGCAGAGGAGCUUUGAGGCUGAAUGACACAGCAAGCACUGACUGUGGGACAUUCCAGUCAAGACUAAUUAUGCGCAAUCAAGGCAGUCUGAGGCUGAUUCUAAAUAGCAAACUCUGGGCUCAAAUGGAGAUUCAAAGAGCAAACCAUAAAAAUUUACGAAUAACAGCUACUGAUUUAGAAGACUGUAUCAUCAAAGUGUUUUUAAUUCAGGCCAGUGCCAAAGAUACAAGAUAUCUGUAUGCAGCCAUACACCAUCGUCUUGUUGCACUUCGAAGCUUUGACAAACAGAAAGAUGGAGGUCAAGUUGAAUGCCAGUCAGAAACAGUCCUCCAGCAAUUAAAUUGCGAUAGCUGUGAUGAGGACGAGGAUGAUUUUAUCAAAGUCACUAAAAACAGAUCGGAUCCCUCUAGGUGGACUCACAGACAAUCGGUUGCCUGUUCAUGAGCACUACCUACUAAUAAAAUGACAGAAUCUACAAAAUGAUUGGUCGCCUUACUGACAAUACUAAGCCAACCUAAAUAAAUGAGAAGAUCCUAUUCAUUCCUUGAAGAGUUUUUAUAGAAAAGCUCAAGAAAUAUAACUUGUUGCAAGUAAAAUUUUCUUCUUAUGUGGGCUAAUAAUUUUGAGGUUAAAUGUUUUGAUUAUUGUGAAGAAAAUGUCAAUUUAAGAAAUAUAUGAAUUUUGAAGGUUUAAAACUUACCAUUUUUGAAGAAGUUAAUUUAGAAGAGGAUUUGAUAACCAAUUUGGACUAUUCAUCACAUUGAUGGAUACAAUAGUUAAAAUUAUAAAUUGUUAGAUUUGAUAAAUAUCUAAAAUGUUUAUUUUUUCAGUCAUAUGUUGUCUGGCCAUGAACAAAUAUUUUCCAGAAUUUCCAUAGUCAUUUCUUUAAAAAAUGCUAUAAUUGUGUGACAUUUCAUUAAAUCAUGUUUCUCUUCUUAGAAAUGUAUAUUUUCAUUUAGUCUUGGAUUACCUAAUACUUUAAGAUUCUAUAUUCAUGUCAAUGAAUUCCUUUAAAGAGAGUAUUUGUUCUUGGACUUGUAUCCAUUGCAACUUAUAUAUAUCUGACUUGUGUCAGCACCCAAAAGUUGUUGAAGGAAUAAGCAAAAUAUAUCACCUAUGUAUUAAAACAGUGAGUACACAAAAAAUAAAAUGUGCUAACUUGUUCUUUGCCUUACUUAUGGAAUUAAAUUGUCAUUAAUAUUUAUUCUAGUAGGCUUAAAUAUAUGGUGACCUAUUUUAAAACAAAUAUAUAUAGCCAAGCAAAUUUUUUUCAUCAGUGCCAUUGUGGUAAACUAUAGUAAUGUCAACAAUAAAGCAACAGAGUUUUGAUGCUCCUCUUUUGAGAUUUGUUUUAGAGAUACUCCAUGAGUAACACACACAAAAAAUUAGUGUCAGCACUUACAGACAUAUUUCAUUUUUAAUUUUGACUGCAAUCCCUAAAUAACUUCCCUGUUAGAGGCAUCUUUAGGGUGGCUGCCAUAAUCAGAUAUAACAGACUAGGUGGAUUAAACAACAGAAAUUUAUUCUCAUAGUUCUGGAGGGUUGGCAACUCUAAAAGCAAGGUGCUGGCAGGGAUGUUUUAUUUUGUGGUCUCUUCUCUUGGCUCUAUGCUCUCAUGACCUCUACUUUGUGGGGGCAAGGGGAGAGAUAGAAAUUCUCCACUGUCUCCUCUUCUAAGAGCAUUAAUGCUAUUAGACCAGGACCUGUCCCCUCAUAAUCUCAUCUAACCCUAGUUACCUCCCAACCUGUCAUCUCCAAAUACCAUCACAUGGGAGGGUGGGGUUAGAGGUUCAGCAUAUGAAUUUUGGGGGGAAAAUAAACAUCCAGUCUAUAAUUCUAAGGAUGAGAUAGGAUCUACAAUUUCAAAAUGAUUCUGAAAGUGUUUUGAACAACAUAUUUGGAAUAAUGGUAUAACUUCACAAAAUGCUACUUUGA